Molecule: messenger RNA, 1645 nt
Organism: Sitophilus oryzae (rice weevil)
Lineage: Eukaryota; Metazoa; Arthropoda; Insecta; Coleoptera; Curculionidae
Product: estrogen sulfotransferase-like
Exons: 8
Coding region: 230-1342 (370 amino acids)
Biological process (GO): sulfation
Cellular component (GO): cytoplasm
Molecular function (GO): sulfotransferase activity
Source: RefSeq, a predicted model, not a curated record
GUACCUAUUUUCAAGCUGAAUAAUUGUCAACAUAAGUAAUAGUGUAAUAUGAAUUUCAACGGCACAAAAAAACAUGCGGCGCUUAGUGGAGGUGGAUGAACACACAAUAGCGCUUUCUCUUUAAAAAAAAGUCAAAUUUUUGCCACUACAAAUUAAUGUAAUUUAUCUUCGACAGCGAGUGUGUUGCUAAAAGAAUAUCAUUUGGUAGCUGUAGGUAUAUUUUUAAAGAAUGAAUUUGAAGAUGCCGCUAUAUGUUGGACGUGAAAUUUAUGAUAGAACAAUUCAAACUUUAUCAAAUGAAAAAGUAGAUGAUGCAGAAAAGCGCAUACCGUUUCCAUACGAAAUACGCAAUCUCGAAGCAGAAUUAAACUCACAAAUUCUUAAGGAUUUUGCAGGAGAAAGGACAGGGUAUGUUCAAGUUAGCAACGAAAAGUGGUUCUUUCCAAGUGGAUACGCCAAAGAAGCCGAAAAUAUAUACAAUUUUAAACUAAGAAAAGACGAUGUGUUUGUUAUAACGUUUCCUCGAUCAGGAACUACUUGGACGCAGGAGAUGGUAUGGUUAUUAUGCAAUAACUUGGAUUAUGAGAAGGCUUCUAAGAAACCGUUGAUGGACAGAUUUCCCUUUUUAGAGUAUAACUGUUUUGUACACGAAGAUAUAAAACAAGAAUUAUUAAAUAAAAAUAGACAUGAUCCAACGCUUUAUCAAAUGGUCGAGGAGUUGGAUUAUCCAGCUUGGAAACUACUUUCCCAAUGGCGAGGGAGAAGAUUUAUAAAGACACAUUUGCCAUUUAGUUUAUUGCCACCCAAUUUAACUAAGGAGGGUUGUAAAGUGAUUUACGUGGCAAGAAAUCCAAAAGAUGUUGCUGUGUCAUUUUAUUAUUUAAACAGGACUAUGAUAACUCAAGGCUACCACGGAGAUUUUCCUAAGUAUUGGGAUUACUUUGAAAGAAACCUACAGCCAUGGACUCCAUAUUGGAGUCAUUUAAAAGAAGGAUGGGGUCAUCGACACGAUCCCAAUGUCCUAUUCAUUUUCUACGAGGAUAUGAACAAGAAUUCGAGGACUUCUAUAGAAAAAAUCGCUCAAUUUCUUGAAAAAUCUUACUCGGCGGCCGAGUUCGAUACUUUGGAAAAUCAUUUGAAAUUCUCAAAUUUUAAAAACAACAAAUCCGUUAACUUCGACAAUUUAGAACAAAUAGGAGUUUGUCUUAAAAGUGAGCAGAGUUUUGUACGAAAAGGAGAAAAUAACGGAUGGAAGGAGUGUUUUGAAGAAGAAUUGGAAAAGCGAGCGGACAAGUGGAUCGAAGAUAAUAUGAAGGAUACAGAUUUAAAAUUUCCUUCUUAACAAAAGAGACAUUUUAAAAUAUUUCGAACGAGUUAUAUAUUUAUGACAAUGAGAGUUAUAGGCUUGCAGCAUUCUCCGACGGUGCUGCCACCAUCCUAUAAAAUCCUAUAAAACACCGACUUACACAAAUAUAAGAGCUUAAAUAGUGAGUACACGAAAAAUUUGUUGUAAUAUUAUUUGUAAAGAAUACUUAUUUUUAUUUGCAAAGAAUACUAAUAAGUACAAUUUGUGAAAAUCCAAAAAAAAUAAAAUAAAUAAAAUAAGGUCUAACGUGUAUUAUAAUUUAUUACUAAAGCUAAUAAA